GUGAGUGCGGGCAACUUUUAUUUCGAACACACACAACUACAUCACAUUUCGAACAACAACGCCAAAGGAAUACUAUAGGAUUAUUCCCAUCAGAAGAUAAUCAUCGAAACAAUCACUAGCGCAAUCAUGGCCGACACAGAAGUUGACGCCAAACCACGCAAAUCCGUAGCCUUCAGCGACGGAACUACGAUUGUAGACGAGAACGGGGAAGUCACAAUGAAGGAAGACGGACACGACGAUACUAAAGAAACGGCGCAGUCACAUUCACCUAGUACGCCGCCACUUUCUCAAGCUUUGGGCGCAUUUACUGAUCCUUUCCAAGGCAAUGGCGAUGAUGCGACCGCAACCAAGGAAGAUGAUGGAUUGGGCGAUUUGUCGUUGAUGAAGAAAAAGAAGAAGAAGAGCAAGAAGGUUGAGGAAGGCGAGGAGGGAGGUGAUGAAGCUGCUGCAGAUGGUGGUCUCGAUCUCUCGACAAUGAAGAAGAAGAAGAGAAGCAAGAAGCCCAAGGAUACCGAAGAUGAUUUCACAGCCAGACUUGCAGCUGCAAAUCUCAACGACGAAGGCGAGGGUGAAAAGGCGGCAGAGGAAACCCCGGUCGAUGAUGGUGAUAUGAUUAAGGGAACAGGUAUCUGGGCGCAUGACGAGACCAAAGUAAUUUCAUACGAACAACUCCUCUCCAGAUUCUUCACCUUGCUCGCAGCCAAGAACCCAGACCACGCAUCUUCCGGUUCCAAGAGUUAUAAGAUUCCUCCUCCACAAUGUCUGCGUGAAGGAAACAAGAAGACCAUCUUUGCCAAUAUCGCCGAGAUUUGCAAACGUAUGAAGAGAACUGAUGAGCACGUUACUCAAUAUCUGUUUGCUGAAUUGGGUACCAAUGGUUCCGUUGAUGGUAGCAGACGUUUGGUUAUCAAGGGUCGUUUCCAACAGAAGCAAAUUGAAAACGUUUUGAGGAAAUAUAUCAUGGAAUACGUCACCUGCAAAACCUGCCGAUCCCCAGAUACCGAACUCAACAAAGGAGAGAACAGAUUGUUUUUCAUCACCUGCAAUUCUUGCGGAUCUAGACGUUCCGUCACUGCCAUCAAGACCGGUUUCUCUGCACAAGUCGGAAAGAGAAGAAGACAACAAGGUUAGAGUGUUGAGGCAAAGACUCGGGGGCGUACACCAAUUCUUAGUUAGCCAUUUGCUUCUCUGCGCAGGUUGGGAGGAGAAAAAAAUAACAGAUAUAGAGUACUUAGGUCGAAAUUUGGGAUUUUACAUUAUGAGCUUUCCUUUGGUGUUUUCAAACAAGAUUUGAUAGUGACAUGAUCAUUUCGGGUUCAAAAUUUCACAUCAGAUAUCCUGAACAAAUGGUUCUUCCAAUUUAACUACUUUUCAAUGCUUGAACUCGGAUCUGAAGAUUUUAUAACUGAUGUCUGUAUCCCGUAAGACGGGGAAGUGUAGGUAGGUAAUAAUGACUGAUAAACAACUUG
Molecule: messenger RNA, 1469 nt
Organism: Botrytis sinoallii
Lineage: Eukaryota; Fungi; Ascomycota; Leotiomycetes; Helotiales; Sclerotiniaceae
Exons: 3
Coding region: 127-1131 (334 amino acids)
Biological process (GO): formation of translation preinitiation complex; translational initiation; formation of cytoplasmic translation initiation complex
Cellular component (GO): eukaryotic translation initiation factor 2 complex
Molecular function (GO): mRNA binding; translation initiation factor binding; translation initiation factor activity
Source: RefSeq, a predicted model, not a curated record